Elephantulus edwardii (Cape elephant shrew) is the source of this 1381-nucleotide messenger RNA. RefSeq names its product kelch domain-containing protein 1-like. Gene Ontology annotation, molecular function: protein binding. Lineage: Eukaryota; Metazoa; Chordata; Mammalia; Macroscelidea; Macroscelididae. The record is from RefSeq and is a predicted model, not a curated record.
GCGUGGAGUCGGCAGCGCAGGCGAGGCGCUCGGUGGGAAGGGGCCACGGCGCGGCCAGAGCCUGAGGCAGCGACGGCACGGAUGGCCGACUCGCAGCUGUUCUCCGUGGCCGAGGAGCGCAGCGGCCACUGCGCGGUGGUGGACGGAAACUUCCUCUACGUGUGGGGGGGCUAUGUGUCAAUUGAAGAUAAUGAAGUAUAUUUGCCUAAUGAUGAAAUUUGGACCUAUGAUAUUGACAGUGGGUUGUGGACAAUGCAUCUAAUGGAAGGAGAACUCCCUACCUCUAUGUCAGGAAGCUGUGGUGCUUACAUUAAUGGAAAGCUGUAUGUUUUUGGAGGAUAUGAUGACAAAGGAUACAGCAAUCGACUUUAUUUUGUUAAUUUGCAAACAAGAGAUGGAACAUAUGUUUGGGAAAAAAUCACCAACUUUGAAGGACAACCACCGACACCACGUGAUAAACUUUCUUGCUGGGUAUAUAAAGACAGGUUAAUAUAUUUUGGUGGUUAUGGGUGUAGGAGACACAAUGAACUCCAAGAUUGUUUUGAUGUUCAUGAUGCAUCUUGGGAAGAGCAGAUAUUCUGGGGAUGGCAUAAUGAUGUCCAUGUAUUUGACACAAAAACACAGACUUGGUUUCAACCAGAAAUUAAAGGUGUUCCACCCCAGCCACGGGCUGCACAUACAUGUGCCGUUCUUGGAAAUAAGGGAUAUGUCUUUGGAGGACGUGUUUUGCAAACUCGGAUGAAUGACUUACACUGUCUAAACUUAGAUACCUGGACUUGGUCUGGAAGGAUUCCUAUUAAUGGAGAAAAUCCAAAACAUCGUUCAUGGCAUACAUUAACACCAAUAGCUGAUGAUAAGCUUUUCUUAUUUGGUGGACUAAGUGCAGAGAAUAUACCAUUAAGUGAUGGUUGGAUUCAUAAUGUCAUAACAAAUUGUUGGAAACAACUUACACACUUACCUAAAACAAGACCCAGGUUGUGGCACACAGCCUGUUUGGGAAAAGAAAAUGAAAUAAUGGUAUUUGGUGGGAGCAAAGAUAACUUACUUUCCUUGGAUACAGGUCACUGUAAUGAUUUAUUGAUCUUUCAAACACAGCCUUAUUCACUCCUCAGGUCAUGCCUUGAUUGUAUUGGUAAAAAUGUUAUCAUCCUAGAAAGUCAGAUCUCUCUACUGCCUCCUAAACUUAUGCAACAAGUAUUAAAAAAGAUAACAUUCUGGACUGCAGCUAACCACCGAGAAGAACAAAGAGCCCAAACAGAAGAAACCAAAGAUCAGUGGAUCAGUAGCAAUUAAGGUGUUAUAUGUUCUAUAUAUUUAAAAUGUUUAAAUAUUGUAAUCAAACUGUUAAGUUUUACACUCCUUACCCCACCUUGGAGGCUUU